Moneuplotes crassus is the source of this 1720-nucleotide messenger RNA. The record is from the annotation of a GenBank genome assembly. NCBI's taxonomy places the organism in Eukaryota, Ciliophora, Spirotrichea, Euplotida, Euplotidae.
UAAAAAUGCUGCCAAAAGAGCACGAAACAAGUAAUGAAGACCAAACUCCAAAAUCUCAAAUUCAGGAACCUCAGUUCUCCAGCUCCCAGCUGGAGAACUGGAGGCAACACGUUGAGAAGGAAGCUGAGCAAGACCUAUUAUUACUUGUGAAGACUGACGGGACUACAGACCAUAGCUUUGUUAAUAAGCUAAGAGUUCUCUUAGAACACUUCCUUACAGAUCAGAAAUCUACCAACGAGGAGGACCAGCCAGGCUUAGGAGGAAAUUUAGACACCGGCAGAAGUACUUUUCAAGAUAAAUAAACUCAAAGGGGAGCUAGAAGAGCCGAAUUUUAACCGGUUAACCAUUCAUAAUAAAUUAGCUAAAGCUAAUAACGAUGAGCUUCUCAAUGGAUACAUCAGCAUUGAUCAGAUUAAAAAGAGGAUGUUAUCCUGCUCUAAAUCAUCCAAAAACAGCACCUCUAAAGAUCAGAAGGGGAGAAAUAUUGCAAAGUCUAAAAUAUUAUACAAGACGCUUCUAUCGUCUGCUUUCAGAAAUACAGAUUUAGUUAAAACCUCUGAUUUUUGAUCCCUUUUCGUUGAGAAUAUACUGGAAGUGAAUCAGAGACUUAUUAGUCACCAAAUAAAAUUUAUUGAUCUUCAGAAAGAAAUAGAGGGAGUCGAUGAGAAAUAUUUGUCAAUGAAGUCCAAUUUAAUAGCACCAAAUUCAUGCAUGAGCUCAGGAAAUUUGCUUAAAAACUCAGAUAUUGCUCCCAGAAUCGUAGAAAUUCAUUUAAAUCCUCCAAGGCUAACACUUGAUCAUUCAAAAAUGCCUGGCUUGGUGGCAGAUGAGAAUAAUAAGUAUCUGUUCUUUUUCUAUGAUGCUUGAGGAAGAUAUUUAGGUAAGCUUGAGCAAGGGGAUUCCAACACAGAAAGCUGAAGUCCUGGUUCAAGCAGCUUAACAAUCGAUGGUUGCAAGAUAAAUAAUGAUUUAUCCCUUCUUCAGAACGUCAAAGUUCAGAUUUAUAAUAGUAAUGAGGACUUCUGCACUGAAACUCCAGGAGAUCCCUCUGGCAUCUUGAGUGAUGAUGUUGACUCUAAUUCGAACAGUAGUGGGGCAGAUUACAAGUUCAGGUUCAGGCAAACUCCUGAUCUGAAAUUAGGAGACUUCGGUGACAUCAAGGAAGAAGAGGAAGAUUAUGAGAAGGAGUUUCUUCCUCAUUUUGCCACUUCUAAAAUCAUUCUUCCUGAAGUAAUCGAGCCUUGCCAAGAGACCAUCUCAGUUACAGCUGAAGUUAUUAAGGAAACUCAGUGAGAAGAGAAUGAAGAUAGUGAUGAUGACUCCUUUUUAGAUGAUGACGAUGGAAUCGGACUGGGCUCCACACGAAAAAGAACCAAACACAUCAAUAUUGGAACGAUGCACCUCUCCUUUGGUGUAAAAUAUGAGGAUAUCGAGCAAAGAUUAGAUUGCAACAAGAAAAAUGAGACUGAUAAAUUGAAUCUUGCUGUUGAAGCUUUAACAAAAGAGAUAGACGAUACGAGACUUUCUUUGAAAUAACAGUAUUUGUUGGGCAAAUUCCAUCGAAUUUUCUCCCAUACUAGGACUUUAUGACAAUAAGACAGAUCCUUUACCCCAAACACCAUGAGAUGAGUUUCAAGAUUUCUUUGAAGAGCCGCUUGUACGCUCAUCUAUUCUCUGUGGGUCUGGCCGGACUUCUGAUGAUUGCUGUAUAAUAUUUUAA